Eublepharis macularius is the source of this 5687-nucleotide messenger RNA. It is a transcript of the gene METTL21A, whose product is annotated as methyltransferase 21A, HSPA lysine. Lineage: Eukaryota; Metazoa; Chordata; Lepidosauria; Squamata; Eublepharidae. Gene Ontology annotation, cellular component: cytosol; cytoplasm. The transcript has 4 exons. The coding region runs from base 99 to 755 and encodes 218 amino acids. Gene Ontology annotation, biological process: peptidyl-lysine methylation. Gene Ontology annotation, molecular function: protein-lysine N-methyltransferase activity. The record is from RefSeq and is a predicted model, not a curated record.
UUUCUUGGUGCCGGAAGUUCGCUCCAGCCCUUCCCCAGCUCUCGGAGGACCGCUUCGGGGCCUGGGCGUAAUUCCCCCUGGUUUGCAAGAAAAGGAAGAUGGCCUUGGUUCCUUAUGACGACACCCACCUCUGGGGGAUGCAGAAGCUGCACAAGCCAUCUUCUGUGUAUUCUUUCGCCAACCACACAAUCCAGAUCAAGCAGAACUGGAAGCAGCUUGGAGUGGCCGCUGUGGUCUGGGAUGCGGCUGUAGUCCUCUGUACGUACUUGGAGAUGGGAGACAUUGACCUACGAGGGCACUCAGCGAUUGAACUGGGAGCAGGAACUGGCUUGCUAGGAAUGGUAGCAGCGUUACUUGGUGCUCAUGUUACAAUCACAGACAGAAAGGUUGCCUUGGCUUUUCUCGAGUCAAAUGUUCAGGCGAAUUUACCCGUGGACAUCCAACCAAGAGCUGUGGUGAAAGAACUGACUUGGGGGCAAAACCUGACAGGCUUCUCAGCAGGAGAAUACGACUUUGUCUUGGGCGCAGACAUUGUUUACUUGGAAGAAACGUUUCUUGAUCUUCUCCAGACACUGGACCAUCUGUGCUCUGACCACACUGUGAUCCUGUUAUCAUGCCGCCUGCGGUAUGAGCGAGACCAAAACUUCCUGGCAAUGCUGAAAAGGAGUUUUUCUGUACACGAGGUGUAUUAUGACUCGGAUAAGGAUAUACAUAUAUUCAAAGCACAGAGGGAUAACCGGAAAGGAGAUUUGUGAUGUGUUUGGCUGCAAGCUCUCUUGCACACCCAGCGUGUACGUGGACCAAAGCACGCAAUCGAUGCCUUCCAUUCAGCUGCUGCUGCAGACUCUCUUAUUUGCAGUGGGAGGCGGUGGGAGGGUUGCAAUUCUGACUUGAGUAACUGACUGAAAUUACAAAAGGUCCAAUGAAUCAUUCCUCUGUAAACAGUCUCACUGGAGGCCGAGACCAGGCCAUACAGGAGCCCUUCAGUUUGUUCCCUCCAGCGUAUUUCUUCAGCGAUGGAUGCAGUCACUGCGCAAAAGCAGCGCUCGUUUUAUGAGAUUUCCCAUGUGACAGCCCUGUUCAGUGCAUGAGAGAUACGAACUGUGAACAGGAGGACCGUUUCCCAUGUGAUACCACAUCAACGGGGAGGACAUGCGUCCGAAUGACUGGGGAUCACUUUCCAAUGCGGUCUGUUUCACAACAGAUAUGGUCCCUUCCCUCACCACUCACUUCUGCAAGCUGCUGGCUUGGAUGUUCUGCUUGGCAAAGACCAACUGGAGACACCAAAAGAUUGUUUAGCAAUUUGAGGGGCUCCUCACACAAUUUUGGAAAAGGCACCAAGACCUGGAACGUAGUGGAAUCGAAGACAGGAUUUUGGUUUUGUUUGCUUUUUUCCUGGAAGGGAAUAAUUAGUGCUCUCAAGCAGUCACACUGAGAUCAAGCAUGCAGUGAUAAUAUUCAGCACUAGAAUAGCCACGUUAAGGUACAAAUAUUCCGUAUCUCCCCACCCCACAAUCUGGUUAUGUAUUUGACUACCUUCGAAAGGGAAGGCGUGAGAAAAGCUAGGCUGGUUAUAGUUGCGUGGGUGCAACCAGGGUCUGCUUCCUUGGCAGGACAGCCAGUGUGGUGUAGUGGUUAAAAGUACUGGAUUGGGAUCUAGGACUCCCACAUCCAGAUCUCCAUUCUGCCAUGGGAGCUUGUUGGAUGACUGUCGGCCAGUCUCGCGCUGAGGAUAAAACACAGCAAGGGAGAUCAAUGUUGUUAGGUCUCCAUGGUGUGUGUGCGUGUGUGUGAACAUCUAAAUAAAUAUUCAGAUCCAAAAUAUAUCCCAGGGGAAAGGUAGCAAAGAUGCCAAAGUGGGUCGGGACCUGCUGCGCAAGUCUGAGUGAUGGGGAGCUGAACGCAGCACACUCUCGCAGGGCUUUGUGUGAGCACCUCCAAGCAAGGCACGGGACAAAGAGGCUGGGACUGAACAUGGCAAGAUGCUGUGCUCACUGUAUAAAUAGAGGAGGGAAAAAACAACAAGGUGUAAUUUAGAGAUGGAGGGUCUAACCUGUAAGUAUAGCGGCCAGAUAUUUGAAUGAAAAUGAAAGAUUCCAUUUCCCCCCAUGCUUAUUGAAGAUGAGCUAAUAGGCUGAGGGUGAAAAAGGGAGAUUCCUGGAAACAUUUCCAAAUUAGAAAUGGGAGGGGAAAUCUCUGGGCUGGGAGGAGGUAUAUCAGUGGUGACCUCACUGAGUUGAGAUUCAUGGUAGGAAGUUCCAGUCUAAACCAGCUCAUCCUUUACUAGUGGGAGAUGCGGUUGUGGGCUUGCUUCUUUCUAAGGCUAGAGUGCCACGGUGGCAGAUCCUCUUGUACUGAAAUAUUCUUGAUUAAUGACUGAGGUCUGGGUUGGAAAUUAUUAUUUUUUAAUUAAGCUAUAUAAGAAUUCAUUAUUUUCAAACCUCAAUAGGUAUGUGGGUACAUGCUGACAUAUACAAGAUGGGAACCCUUGGAACUGUUUGCCUUUGUUUAAAAAUUGAGUGACUGACUUCUUUAUCCAAUUCAAUGUCUGUUCAGCAUCUUUUAAAAGAUUACUUUGGAGCCCAUCUUUUGUUUAACUUGAACUUCUGUAUUGGGGAUGGGGCUUGGCUUUGCGAUUGCCAAUUGGAGCUCUGCACAGUCCGUUUUGGUUCUAGGUGGCAGGGUGAAAGAGCGUUGGCACCUGACUGGUGGGCCCUUAUGACUCUUUAACUGAAACCCGUGGUGUGGUCUGCCCCAGGUGUAACACUGAAGCUUUGCAUGUCUGUACAUAGCCUCGCGCACCUCUGGGUUUCCAUGGCUGAACAUUGUAUUCAGGUCACAUUGCAAAGUAUGUAACAACAGAGAGUCACAUUCAGUUCGUAGGUUAGUUUAUAAGAUAAUCCUAUAAUUUCCUUUAACAGUUAUCACUCAUAAUGGAGGCAAUGACAGUGGAAUGAGCCGUUUGUUUCCACGUUCUGCCUUAGGCAAAGGGAAGGCCACACUUCCCACCAGAACUGUUUAUUUAAAACAUUUAUAUGCCUCUUUUCCACUUCAAUAGGGACCCCAAUACGGCAAACAACAGAUACUGCAAGAUUUAAAACAUUAACAGUGCAAUCCUAAUGAGAGUUACUUCAGACUAAGCCCACUGACUUCAGUGGGCUUAGACUGGAAUAACUCUUCUUAGGAUUGCACCGUAAGUCCCUUAAAGAAGAAAUAGGCACAAGUGUUAGCUCUCCUUUGUUUGAGAGAAGGCAAAGGAGUGACCUGCCUCCCUUUGGUGCUUUCCUGCCCAAACCAUCACAUGCCCAGGAGGAGGGGCACUAUUCCCUCAGUUCUCUCCAGGUUGCUGCUGGAGACCCCCCAGAAACUAAAGUCCCAGAGAGUUCACAGCUGGGCAGGAGAGAAAGAUGUGUGCCUGCACAGAAGACCACUUGAUGGACAACAGUUACAGGUUAAGUGCAACCUUGUUUUCAUUUUUGUGGCUUCUGUGCAGUCCCACAUUGGGAGAGUAGUAAGCUCACUUACAGGAGGAGUUGGGUGUGAAGCUUUCAAAGCAAGAGACUAUGGAGGGCCACCUUCCCAACAGAUGCUUAGUGUCUCAUUGACAUUCACUCAGAGGUACUUCUAAAUAUGCUGGGAGCUCUCUACAAGCGUCUCUGCCAAAGUACAAACAGGAAUGCUGCAAGAAAAAAGCGCUCUGGUGGGGUGAGCCGUGCUAGGUAAAGGGCACUGAACAGUCAUGCAUUCAGUCAUGCAUGUGAUAGCCUCUACAAACCCACAAGGAAAGGGUUGUGUGAGGAUACUGAAUGACUAAUACAACUAAUAGUGUUGUGAGACACAAGGGCUGAAAGCCAACCCUUAGUUGGGAAUCCUGACAUUGUGAAACUGUAUGAAUGGGGCAGGGGGGCGGUCAUAGGUUAGAAAUCCAGUUUCCUUAUUCCACAGGUAAAAGUGUUGCUAAAAAUGAAGCACUAGGGAAGUGUAAAAAGGGGUUACACUCCAACUUUAAAUGUUUUUGGAGAUCCAAUAAGGAAGAGGAAAGUUUAGAGUAUUUGAAUCCCAAACCUAAUCAAUAGUACAAGAAGGGUCCAAGUCCCGCCAUAGCCUCAGUAGAGACUCUUACCCACUUAGAGGUACAAGAUAUGGUAGUCAAGGAGCAGCAAUUGCCACUCAGAAAAAAGCAGAGACUGCGGCUAUAGUUCAGGAAAAGGAGCUGACCAAAACUGCCAGAGCCAUCAGCAGGAGUGAAAAUAUAGCAGGUACGCAUCAGAAUAAUGAAAACAGUAAAGCUGGCAUGAUGGGGCCAAAGAAAGGAUAGACGGUAUGCUAGCAGAACAAUUUGUGCAGCAAUAAACAGCCAGGAGAUAAAACAGACUUCCUUGCUGUGGAUUAGCAAGGGCAUUCCUCAAUGACGGGGGUUCCUGGUAGCAAAGAAGUAAACACAAAAGGGCAGGCUAUAGAACAUCACAGUUUGUGGAAAGGCCAAAUUGCCCAUGCCUCCGAUCAGUAACUAGGUGCCAGUUUGUUGAGAAAACAUUGCAAUGCAUUGCUAUGACAUGGAGCAUUUGCAGUAAAACAGGACAAAGAAAGGUAAGGUAUGUCUAGUACUCUAGGUGAAAGUACAAUAUGGGUAGCCAUUUGUAGCAACUGUUUGUUUGUAGCAGUAAAAACGAGCAAGUGUCCAGUAGUACCUGGACUAACAAAAUUUGUGGCAAGGUAUGAGCUUUUGUGUACCACGAAGUUCAUACCCUACCACAAAUUUUGUUAGUCUUAUAGGUGUUACUGGACUUUUGCUCUUUUCUAGGUGAAAGUGGUGGUAGUAUGACAAAGUCAUUUUGCAGAAGAGCAGGAGCCACCUGGAGGCACACACCCUCAUAGUAGGCUCCCCACACCGAGGGGCACCCCCUGAUAUGGCACUAAAUCUCAGCAUUAUCAGAGUGACCUGGGAAAAAUAGAAGACUGAAAGCAUGAGAAUGGUGCACACAUGCUCUGUCUAGGAAAGAAGAAAACAAAUUUGGAUAUCCCAUAAAGUUUGAAACUAACUGAAGACCACAUUCUGCCAUGGUGACCCAUACAGCUAUAUAAGAAUACAGAACUACAAUUGUGAAAGUGAAAACUCAGAACAAUCUUAGUAAAAUGUGGAUUGACUAAGACUGAAAAGGCAAAGGAAACAUUUUCAAUUAAUAGGACAAAAUAGAAGGGUUGCCCUAUAACCAGCCAUCAACAGACCAGAGGGGGGGAAAUGUAUUUUAGCCAUAGUGGGAUACCCUAGUUGUUGUGCAUUUUAUAAACAUCCAAGGUGUUGGAAUUCUGCCACUAGCAGUCUGUUCCCCCAACAGCAGAGAGAGACUGCUGGAAGGGCAGAGAUAUGUAUGAAUAAGAUAGCCACACCCAAAAAAUUAGCAGCUAUUUACUCUCCCAGUUCAUCUUUAUGUUGGAAAGGAUGUGGGGAUACAGGAUCCAUAUAUACAUUGCUGGUGGAAAUGUCAUUACAUAGAAGAAUUCUGGAAUACAAUCUUGCACCAAAUCUUUUUGUUAACUGGCUACAAAAUACCAAAGAAACCUGAGCUGAUAUUUCUGAAUCAAUGGGAUGAUAUAGAGAUCCCACCAAUUCGACGAGACCUCAUCAAUGUCUUCUUAAUGGCAGCAAAAAAUUUAAUUGCUUUAAAAUGGAAAUCACAUACUGU